AUGGAUGGGGAUAUCAGCCUCUCCCAGUCUCUGGGCGGAUUACGCAUAGCGAACCCAGAUAAUGCCUCACUACAUUCAUCCGAGGACGCCUCGACUCCCGCUGCUACCGCUGUUCCCCCAGCAUCUACAACGCCAAAUGCUACGAAAGAUGAACCGACAGUAACAGAACAGCUGGCCGGCGUAACAUCAUCGCUUCCUCCAGCCGACCACCGACUCUCCUACCAGUCAUACCACCCCGAUGCCCAGCAGCAACCCGGUUCAUAUUACGGCCCCCCUUUCCCCUCUCAACCGCAACACCCUCCGUCUUCGGGCUCCUCCCGCCCCGUAUCAGCUUUGUUCGCAAAUGGGGGCGCGCCAGUCUCGACUACCUCUCGAGAAGGACCAUAUCGUAUUCGCACGGACUCUGCCGCGUCUUCUGCUUCCGAAAGCUUAGCUCGCGCCGGAUCCCGCGGAGGUUCUUCAGCUUAUCAGGCUGGGGUACCCAUCCGCGAUAAUACUCAUAGCGACCGCUCCUACCACACGGCACAAAUACCGGCGAAUGGGGCAGCAGUGAUGCGUCAACCGUCUCGAGCACGGACUGCGGGCGUUCCGCAACUGUCAGGAUCGCCUUAUGGGAUGGAAAAUGGGCCAAUGUCUAGUAGUGAUGAAUGGCAGGAACGUGGGGCAGCCGUCACAGUGAGACAGGAGAUUGAUGCUAAUGGGAAGCCCGUCGCGCGGUACAUAAAGAAGGGCGUCCGAGAUUUCUCCUUUGGACAGACUCUCGGCGAGGGGUCCUAUAGCACCGUCGUGCUGGGGACAGACCGCCAAACCCUCAAAGAAUAUGCAAUCAAGAUUUUGGAUAAACGACACAUCAUCAAAGAGAAAAAGGUCAAGUAUGUAAAUAUCGAAAAAGACACCUUGAAUCGCCUCACCGACCACCCCGGCGUCGUCCGAUUAUACUACACCUUCCAGGAUGAACGCUCGUUAUACUUCGUCCUGGACCUUUGCAAAGGAGGAGAGUUGUUAGGCGUCUUGAAGCGAAUGGCAACAUUCGAUGAAGAGUGCACUAAGUUUUAUGGCGCUCAAAUAUUAGACGCGAUUGAUUACAUGCACAGGCGCGGUGUCAUCCACAGAGACCUGAAGCCGGAGAAUGUUCUGCUUGACAGCCAGAUGCAUGUCAAAGUUACUGAUUUUGGCACGGCAAAGAUACUCAAGAGCCGCCAAGGCUCUCUGAACUCAAGCGGGAUUCCGUCGCUUGACUCGGAUAUACCUGAGGAAGAGCGUGCCAGCUCCUUUGUUGGUACGGCCGAGUACGUUAGCCCCGAAUUAUUAACGGACAAAAAUGCUUGCAAGGCGAGCGAUCUGUGGGCCUUUGGUUGUAUCAUUUACCAGCUUCUGGCUGGGCGGCCACCCUUCAAAGCCGGAAAUGAGUACCAGACGUUCCAAAAAAUUGUUGCGCUGGAGUACGAGUUCCCUCUGAGCUUCCCCAGUGUCGCUCGCGAUCUCGUCGAGCGUCUCCUCGUCCUUGACCCCGCUCGCCGUCUGCCGAUUGAACACAUUAAGAACCAUGAGUUCUUCCAGGGUAUAACUUGGGGUGUGGACCUAUGGAAACAAAAAGCGCCCCGCCUGAAAGCUUAUAGCCCUCCGCCACGCGAACCUAUUAAACUUAAUGGGGGCUCUGACGGAGACAGCUUCCCCCCGAGUAUCAACGCGGCACCUUCAAACACGAGUUCCCGUGUGGUGCCCAGGUUGAUCACCGAAUUGCCCGCCCCCAGUCAGCUUGACAUCGAGUGGUCUCCAGUAUUAACGAAAAAUAACGAAAGGAUCCUGAAGUUGGGAAACCUAGUUGUCUUGUCUUCUCCGGCGUCUCAUAGUCCUGUCUCUAGACAUGGUGAAUAUGAAGCCCCAAGGAAAUUCUCUCGUUUCUUUGGGGGUAGCACAACUAAGAAGCGACAACGAUUGGUCAUGAUCACGUCAUCUGGUCGGAUCAUUAUGGCUGCUGCUGGCGGCGAUGAGAAAAAGGCCAAGAUGGAGUUGUCUCUGCUUGCCCCAGGGACGCAUUAUCGCACAUCUACCGACGCUAAGGGGGUGUCAUGUUGGAUUGUGGAUACGCGCGAGAAACACUUCGUUUUCGAGGAUCCCAAACCGUCAUCAAGCAGUGCGGGCACAACCGCUUUAACUACGCAGGAGUGGUUGGACACCCUCGACCGAGCUCGAGAGAUGGCUCUAGCUCAACAAAAUAACGGGCCAUACUCUGGGGAUGACGCAUUCCGUGAUCUAUCCUCUGGGUUUUCAAGCCACGCUAAUACUCUAGACCGAGCUGCGGAAACCCCCCACGAAGCAGGACCGCCACAAGGACGAGCUACGCUCGUUAAGCACCAAGGAAAUGACUCCGACUCAGUCAAAGGGAAGAAACGUUUCAGCCGGCGCCACUCCAAGAACGGUCUUGCUGCGGUCUUUUAG
Aspergillus puulaauensis is the source of this 2442-nucleotide messenger RNA. RefSeq names its product pkb-activating kinase-like protein (gene PKH3). The transcript is spliced from 2 exons. Gene Ontology annotation, molecular function: ATP binding; protein serine/threonine kinase activity. Gene Ontology annotation, biological process: intracellular signal transduction; peptidyl-serine phosphorylation. The coding region runs from base 1 to 2442 and encodes 813 amino acids. The record is from RefSeq and is a predicted model, not a curated record. NCBI's taxonomy places the organism in Eukaryota, Fungi, Ascomycota, Eurotiomycetes, Eurotiales, Aspergillaceae.